Messenger RNA from Bursaphelenchus xylophilus (pine wood nematode), 655 nucleotides. Lineage: Eukaryota; Metazoa; Nematoda; Chromadorea; Rhabditida; Aphelenchoididae. The record is from the annotation of a GenBank genome assembly.
AUGUCAUCCCGAACUGGUCCCCGGGCUACGGGAACAGAUGGAAGUGAUUUUUCUCAUAGGCAAAGAGUUUCUCAGUCAAUCAAGUUAAGGUAAUCCGAUUUUAAUUUGAUUUUUAUUUUAUUUUAGUGUCCAAUACAAAUGGAAUCUGAAGAUGUUGUUUGGCCUUCAUUCCCUUGUGCUUUUGGCCAUGUGGACAAAGGUUGGGAGUGAGUUCGCGAUAAGAGAAUUGGGAUUCAAGAGCAAAUUCUUCGAAAAGUUGGAUCUCCCAACUGCUUAUCCAUGGGAAUAUGUAUGGUGCUCGUCAGUUGUGUGUAUUAUCCUUGGUUUACUGUCAUUCCGACACAACAAGGUACGUAAAACAUUUUUUUGUAAAUAUUUUAAUUUGUUUUAGGGGAAUUUGCUGAGAAUUGAGUACUACUCUCAAUUUUUCCUUGGAAUUCUGCCAUGUUCUGUUGGACUUGGCAGUCUUCUUCCUGAGCUGAUCGACUACAUUUUCAAUAUGGAAAGCAGUCGAACGCCAACUUUCAACGGUCACUUCCCCAUGGUGAUCAUCUGGUACAUAUUCUUUUUGAUUGCUUUUCAAAUUCACAUCUUUGCCAUCUACUUCACUUAUCAUUUGCUUGGAUCCUGGGAACGUGACGUCAAAAAAGAUUAG